AUGCCGCCCAAGCAGUCUGUAGCGACAGGCUCCAAGCCUCGUGGUCGGCCACCGUCCAAGGCCGGGACAAAAAACCGCGCCGGCGACGCCGCGGCCAAGAAGGCAUCUACAGCGCGGAAGGCGGGGGGCAAGACCGUCGAUGAGGACGAGCCAGAGGAUGACGAGCCGACACGAGGAAACAAUUCGUCGGAUGUCGAGAUGGUUGGGGCCCGAGACAAGGACAGGGACCAGGACGUAGAUGAGUUUGCGUCGGACGGCGAGGACGAGCAGCCUAAGAGGAUACCGCCCGAGCUGCUCCGCAGGCUCCUGCAUGAGGCUUUUGACAGGGACACGACGCGCGUGUCCAAGGAAGCCAACGCAGCCGUGGCAAGGUACUUUGACAUAUUUGUUCAAGAAGCCAUUGCAAGGACGGCGGCAGAAAGAAAUGGGAGGUUUCUGGAGGUUGAGGACCUGGAAAAGGUUGCCCCUCAACUUUUGCUAGACCUCUAA
Pyricularia pennisetigena is the source of this 489-nucleotide messenger RNA. RefSeq lists its product as uncharacterized. Lineage: Eukaryota; Fungi; Ascomycota; Sordariomycetes; Magnaporthales; Pyriculariaceae. The transcript has 2 exons. Gene Ontology annotation, biological process: replication fork processing; kinetochore assembly; DNA repair. The coding region runs from base 1 to 489 and encodes 162 amino acids. Gene Ontology annotation, cellular component: Fanconi anaemia nuclear complex; FANCM-MHF complex. The record is from RefSeq and is a predicted model, not a curated record.